AUGACAGACUUGAUAGAAUUUUUUAAUUGUCCUACACCACAGAGACUCAAUCUUUUAUUAUUGGGCAGUAUUUGGUUAUGGUACGGAAUCUUAAGAUAUUUAAACUCAUAUAAAGUUAACAUUUCUUCUGUCUUACAGAUAAAGCUGCCUCAUGAUAUGCAUCCGUCUCCUACUAAUAGACAAUUGAUCCAAAAUGUACAAAGAUUUGCGUUGAAAAUGUCUAGACUUAUGAUACCAUUACAUAUUACUACAUUAUUUUUAUUCCACAGAUUUCAAAAUACCACCGAUAGUAAUGAGCAAUGGGGUACAUUACCAUUUUUAAUGCUUCAUCUUUUCCCCUUAUGUCAAUUAUUGUUGUUGGUCUUUUUCAUUGUCCAACAAUCUGUAAUUACCAGGUAUGCAGUUAAAAGAUUGCCUCUUAUUGAAUCCAAACCAACUCAAUUGAGAAAUGUCUACAUUUUAUUAUCUGAUUCCUUAACAUCUUUUACAAGACCAUUAAUUGAUUUUUUACUUUUUACACAUUCUUUAUUUAAUCGCCCACAUACUGACAUUGAUUUAUUAUUGUCUUCUUUACCAUCCUUCAUUAGAAUCUUUCAAUGUCUUCGAGAAUACCAAUUUGUUAGAAAUUUAUCUUUGUUGGGUAAUACAUUAAAAUAUACUUGUAAUUUACCAAUCUUAAUCUUUACGUGGUACUUAAGGAUUCAUCCUGAAAUGUUAUCUUCAUCAAAAUUUAAAACCUUUCAAAUGUUAUUUCUUACAGUUAAUUCUACAUACUCAUACCUAUGGGAUAUCAAAAUGGAUUGGAAUAUACCAAGUUUUAUUUCAUUAAGAGAAGGUCAUAAUAAAAUGGUUUUUAAAAGAUAUACUUAUUAUUUUGCUAUACUAACAAAUCUUAUUUUAAGGUUUUGGUGGUUGUGGAUUUUUUUAGGAAAAUAUUCAAAAUUUGUAUUUUUUGAUGAAGAAUUACAAUAUUUAGAGAUAUUAAGAAGAGCUCAAUGGGUUAUUUUCAAAUUAGAAUCUGAAUAUAUCUCUAGACCAAUGCCAAAGUCGUGA
Molecule: messenger RNA, 1053 nt
Organism: Arxiozyma heterogenica
Lineage: Eukaryota; Fungi; Ascomycota; Saccharomycetes; Saccharomycetales; Saccharomycetaceae
Gene: ERD1
Product: Erd1p
Exons: 1
Coding region: 1-1053 (350 amino acids)
Cellular component (GO): membrane; cytoplasm
Source: RefSeq, a predicted model, not a curated record